Penaeus vannamei (Pacific white shrimp) is the source of this 1317-nucleotide messenger RNA. The record is from RefSeq and is a predicted model, not a curated record. Lineage: Eukaryota; Metazoa; Arthropoda; Malacostraca; Decapoda; Penaeidae.
AUGUACCUUUGCUUGCAGGUAUUCACGGUCGUCACGCUGAUCUCGGGCGUGGUGAGCAGCCUGGUGGUGGCGGCGACGCCCUGGGUGCGGCGCCCCAUGUCCCCCACCAUCCGCCUCUCCCUCUCCCUCGCUGCCGCCAACACUGUGGUCUCCCUCGCCCUCAUUCUCGACCUGUUCAUCAACACCUACGUCCCGACAGUGUACCCUCUCCUCCGCUGCAGCUCCGUCUACGGCCACUACGUCUGCAUACAGCUCACUAUUUUCACGGUGAAGAUGGCCAUGAUCCUGGUCCAGGUUCUGCACCUCCUGGUCGUGGCCAUGAACCACUACAUCGGGAUCCGAAGGCCUCUCCACUACGCCACCAUCGUCACGCCGAGGUUCCUGAAGAAGGUCCUGGCGGGGCUGUGGGUCUCGCCUUUGGCCGGGAUGUUCGCAGCGUUUUCAGCCGUUCCCGGACAGGGUUACCAGUCUCCUUCUUGCGCCAACAACGAAUUCAUAGAGACCGGCAUCACAUUCAGGAUCGUGUGGAUCUGCAUCUUCUUCGGGCCGACGCUGCUCAUCAUCCUCGCCUACUGCCACAUCUUCUUCCUCCUCAAGAACCGGAGUCUGUACCUGGUGAGCGCAGAACAACGGUCGCAGCUCAGGAGGAACAUCAACCACGAAAUGGCAAACGCCCUCAAUUUCCUGAUGCUGGAAGUGAGAUCCAAGACGGUGGCCACGACGGCACUCAUCGUUGGCACCUUCGUCAUGGGAUGGGUGCCAGCGGUGGUCAAGUACGUCCUGGUCUGCCCAAACUGCCCCGUGAGUAAUCUGACUCUACUGACUCAGCUGAUCCUUGGGGUCAUCGUGAACAGCCUUUAUACGCUGAAGGUCUUCAUCGACACCUUCAUCUACGCCCUGCGGCUGCCUGACAUCCGGAAGGCGCUGGCGACGAUGUGGGAGGCGGCGAGGAAGUGCGCCCGAGGAAGACCUGUCCCCGGCAACGACCUCUCGCGCCUCUCCUCCUCGAGGACGACCUCCAUCCAGCUGUCCCUGAGCUCCUCGAGUCUCCACAGCCUAACCCAGACAUUCCCGCGGCUUCACCUUCAGGCUCAGGUCAACUCUGAGUCACGGGUCACCGGGCUCGCGUUCGGGGUCAAGGUCACGGUCCGGCUCGCCCGCCCUGCACAACAACCAGAGCAAACGACGAUCGGAAACUAUGGGUCCUCAUUCUCCCUGAAACACCGAGGAAGAGCUAAGGUCAAUUCCAAGGGCAUAUACAAGGCCAACGGAACCACGACCUUUGAGAACCAAGGAAGAAAAUUACCAGAUUUUUAG